AUGGACCGCAGCAUACACUAUGUGUCUGGGCUACAAGGAGACCACAGAGAUCCCACCAGCCACGUGAGGACUCUUGACCGGAGUGGCCUGUCCUCGGACCCACGGAAGUCAGAGCUGCCCAUGCAGGAGUCACUCUUCUUCGAUGAAAGCAUCUCUGCGCGAGAGGCGGGUGCUGUUCCCCCUGGCACCGCUAGAUGGAGGAAGCGCCCCGCCGAAAGCGCCUCAACCACCCUUGGCUCCCAUCGGGUGGCCAAGCGGCCAAAAGUAGAUCCAGAGCCACACUCAGCUCCCAACCCAGGUGCCAGCGCGGACUUUGCGUCCACAGAGUCCACCUCACGAUACAGUUCAGUCUCUGAUGCUUGCCUGGACUACACAGCCACUAUAUACCUCCGGCAGCGCUGGACAGACCCACGGCUGGUGUUCGAAGGCAACAAGAGCUUCACUCUAGACGCCCGUCUUGUGGAGUUCCUCUGGGUACCAGACACAUACAUUGUGGAGUCCAAGAAGUCCUUCCUCCAUGAAGUCACGGUAGGAAACAGGCUCAUCCGCCUCUUCUCCAAUGGCACGGUCCUGUACGCACUCAGAAUCACAACAACUGUUACAUGUAACAUGGACCUGUCUAAAUACCCUAUGGACACACAGACCUGCAAGUUGCAGCUAGAGAGCUGGGGAUACGAUGGCAAUGACGUGGAGUUCACCUGGCUGAGAGGGAACGAUUCUGUGCGUGGGCUUGAAAGCCUACGCCUUGCUCAGUACACCAUCCAACAGUAUUUCACCUUGGUCACCGUAUCCCAGCAGGAGACAGGAAACUAUACACGAUUGGUUUUGCAAUUCGAGCUUCGGAGGAACGUCCUGUAUUUCAUUCUGGAAACCUACGUCCCUUCCACUUUCCUGGUGGUGUUAUCCUGGGUUUCGUUUUGGAUCUCUCUUGAUUCAGUUCCUGCCAGAACCUGUAUUGGAGUGACAACUGUGUUGUCCAUGACCACGCUGAUGAUCGGCUCCCGCACAUCCCUACCCAACACCAACUGCUUCAUCAAGGCCAUGGAUGUGUACCUGGGAAUCUGCUUCAGCUUUGUGUUUGGGGCCUUACUGGAGUACGCAGUUGCUCACUACAGCUCCUUACAGCAGAUGGCAGUCAAAGAUAGGGGGACAAUGAAGGAAUCAGAAGAUGUCAAUAUUACCAACAUCAUCAACAGCUCCAUCUCCAGCUUUAAACGAAAGAUCAGCUUUGCCAGCAUUGAAAUUUCUGGUGACAAUGUCAACUAUAGUGACUUGACAAUGAAAGCCAGUGACAAGUUCAAGUUUGUCUUCCGAGAAAAGAUUGGCAGAAUUGUCGAUUAUUUCACAAUUCAAAAUCCCAGCAAUGUGGAUCGGUAUUCCAAACUACUAUUUCCUUUGAUUUUUAUGUUAGCCAAUGUAUUUUACUGGGCAUACUACAUGUAUUUUUGA
Messenger RNA from Onychomys torridus (southern grasshopper mouse), 1449 nucleotides. It is a transcript of the gene Gabrp, whose product is annotated as gamma-aminobutyric acid type A receptor subunit pi. The record is from RefSeq and is a predicted model, not a curated record. The transcript is spliced from 10 exons. Gene Ontology annotation, biological process: signal transduction; chemical synaptic transmission; nervous system process. NCBI's taxonomy places the organism in Eukaryota, Metazoa, Chordata, Mammalia, Rodentia, Cricetidae. The coding region runs from base 1 to 1449 and encodes 482 amino acids. Gene Ontology annotation, cellular component: GABA-A receptor complex; membrane; neuron projection. Gene Ontology annotation, molecular function: extracellular ligand-gated monoatomic ion channel activity; GABA-A receptor activity; neurotransmitter receptor activity.